Messenger RNA from Vidua chalybeata, 2236 nucleotides. RefSeq names its product maternal embryonic leucine zipper kinase (gene MELK). Gene Ontology annotation, biological process: protein phosphorylation; intracellular signal transduction; microtubule cytoskeleton organization. The transcript has 17 exons. Bases 147 to 2054 code for a protein of 635 amino acids. Gene Ontology annotation, molecular function: ATP binding; tau-protein kinase activity; protein serine/threonine kinase activity. The record is from RefSeq and is a predicted model, not a curated record. Gene Ontology annotation, cellular component: cytoplasm. Lineage: Eukaryota; Metazoa; Chordata; Aves; Passeriformes; Viduidae.
CGGCCUCGGCCGCCAUCUUGUGCGUGGCGCCAUCCCCUGCGGCGCGGACCCCACUCCAGUCCCGACCGCUGCUCCUGAAUACGCGCUUUCUGGAAGAGGCAGACGCUGUUUUCUGUCUCCGUAGGGAUUGGUCUCGGCUGAGACCAAUGAGGCCGCACCCGUUAGCAGCCAGCCGGCUGCAGAGACCUUCCCACUCUGGUGCUGAGAAGAGCUGCCUGCGUCCUGCGGGUCGCAGAAUGGCCGGAGAUGACUAUGAGGAAAUUCUUAAGUACUAUGAAUUACACGGAACAGUCGGCACAGGUGGGUUUGCAAAGGUAAAACUUGCGCGACAUCGUCUCACUGGUGAAAAAGUUGCGAUAAAAAUCAUGGACAAGCUUGCUUUACAGGAUGACUUGCCUCGUGUUAAAUUAGAAAUCGAUGCCAUGAAGGACUUGAGUCACCAGCACAUUUGCCAGUUGUAUCAUGUGAUUGAGACACCCAAGAAAAUAUUCAUGGUUUUAGAGUACUGUCCUGGAGGAGAGCUGUUUGAUUACAUAAUUUCUAAGGACCACCUUUCCGAGGAGGAAGCUCGCAUAUUUUUUCGGCAGAUUGUUUCAGCAAUUGCUUACGUGCACAGUCAGGGAUAUGCCCACAGAGAUCUCAAACCAGAAAAUUUGCUGAUUGAUGAGGACCACAAUCUGAAGCUGAUAGACUUUGGACUUUGUGCAAAGCCAAAGGGUGGCCUUGAUUACCAUCUGAACACUUGCUGUGGAAGCCCAGCUUAUGUGGCACCAGAGCUGAUUCAGGGCAAAGCAUACAUUGGCUCAGAGGCAGAUAUUUGGAGUAUGGGAGUACUGCUGUAUGCUCUGCUGUGUGGCUUUCUCCCCUUUGAUGCUGAUAAUGACAUGGGUGUCUACAGGAAGAUCAUGAGAGGAAAAUACAGUACUCCAAACUGGCUCUCUCCUAGCAGUACAUUGCUCCUUGACCAGAUGCUGCAGGUCGACCCAAAGAAGCGGAUUACAAUCCAACACCUUUUAAGUCACCCUUGGCUCAUGCAAGGUUUUUCUGAUACUGUUCAGUGGCAAAGUAAAUACCCACUGGGACAUCUUGAUGAGGACUGUGUAACAGAGCUUUCUGUGUUUCAUGAGCAGAGCAGGGAGACUAUACUGCAAUUAAUAACAGAGUGGAAAUAUGACCACAUGUCAGCAACAUACCUCUUGCUUCUAUCCAAGAAGGCUCGUGGCAAGCGUGUUCGUUUAAGGUUUCCGUGUCUAACAGAACAUACCAGUACCACGAUGUCAACCGUCCUUGAGCAUUCAAGGCCUGAUGCCCAACUGGAGGAUAUGGAAUUCACACUGUCAACUCCAGUGACAAGAAAAGUGGCAUCAAAGAAGCAUAAAAACAAAGAGAAUGUUGAGACAGUGCCAGCUUUGAGAAAUGAAAUGCCCUUUGUGCUUCCUAAGACUCCUCUUGCAACGAGUCAAAUGGAGACACAGGUACAAGCUGUUCCCCUUAGGGCACCGGCUUUCAAAGAGAGUCAGUUCACUGCAGCCACCCCAAUUAAGAAACCUGCUAACCGGACAAAUGCAGAUGAAUUAGCAGCUGAGAUUCUUCCUGAAAGAAGGUGUCAGUCAGUGGAAUUAGAUCUCGACCUUGCACAUGUGGAUAGCAGCCAAAAGAAGAGAAAAGCCAAAAUAUUUGGAAGUCUUGAAAGAGGCCUAGAUAAAGUGAUCACAAUGCUUACACCAAGCAAGAAGAAACGAUGCACUAGAGACUGUCCAAGGAAACUUAAGGCACGCUGUAACAUUACCACCACUUAUCUGCUGAAUCCAGACGAACUGUUGAAUGAAAUAAUCAUUGUUCUUUCAAAGAAGCAUGUGGAAUAUGUUCAGAAGGGUUAUACCCUGAAAUGUCAAACACGGUCAGAUUUUGGUAAAGUAACUAUGGAGUUUGAGUUAGAAGUAUGUCAGCUCACUAAGCCUGAAGCAGUGGGUAUCCGGCGACAACGGCUUAAAGGAGAUGCCUGGGUCUACAAGAGGCUGAUAGAAGACAUCUUAUCUAGCUGCCAAGUGUGAGUGGCAGAGUCUUUUAUCACGAUGUUUUAGAAAGGUCUUUUCAGACAAGUAAUUCUUUCUCACAGUCACAGCUAUAUGUGAAAAAUCUGUCAUCUUGGGUUUUUAACCAUCCCUCCUUGUACAUAUUCCUUCUGUAUGCUUCCUUUAAUACUAGGUUUGUAAUAAAUGUUCUGCAACUACAA